AUGCAGGGAGUGGUCGUUCUUGAGAGUGGUGAUUCUGACAACCAAUCAAAUUCUGACUACCAAUCAAAUUCUGACUACCAAUUAGAUUUCGACUACCAAUCAGAGUUUGACUACCAAUCAGAGUUUGACUACCAAUCAGAUUCUGACUACCAAUCAGAUUCUGUCUACCAAUCAGAGUUUGACUACCAAUCAGAUUCUGUCUACCAAUCAGAGUUUGACUACCAAUCAGAUUCUGACUACCAAUCAGAUUCUGUCUACCAAUCAGAUUCUGACUACCAAUCAGAUUCUGACUACCAAUCAGAUUCUUACUACCAAUCAGAUUCUGUCUACCAAUCAGAGUUUGACUGCCAAUCAGAUUCUGACUACCAAUCAGAUUCUGUCUACCAAUCAGAUUCUGCCUACUAA
Pecten maximus is the source of this 405-nucleotide messenger RNA. RefSeq names its product clumping factor B-like. The transcript has 2 exons. The coding region runs from base 1 to 405 and encodes 134 amino acids. NCBI's taxonomy places the organism in Eukaryota, Metazoa, Mollusca, Bivalvia, Pectinida, Pectinidae. The record is from RefSeq and is a predicted model, not a curated record.